This is a messenger RNA of Sphenostylis stenocarpa, 906 nucleotides long. Lineage: Eukaryota; Viridiplantae; Streptophyta; Magnoliopsida; Fabales; Fabaceae. The record is from the annotation of a GenBank genome assembly.
AUGGGUUUCUAUAGGAAACUCGUGUUGUUUCCUUUUUUGCUGGUUUUGUUCACAAGUUUUGAGCCACCCCAUGUUGCAGAAGCUGCUUCUGAUUACUCCACUUUGGUCUACAAGGGCUGCUCUAAGGAUUCUUUCACAGAUCCAAAUGGGGUGUACUCCCAGGCUCUCUCUGCGCUAUUUGGCUCAUUGGUUUCGCAAUCCACCAAAACCAAGUUCUACAAGGCCACUUCUGGCUCUGGCCAGAACACUAUAACUGGUCUCUUCCAAUGCAGAGGGGAUCUCUCCAACUCUGACUGCUACAACUGUGUCAGCAGGCUCCCAGUUUUGUGUGACAAACUUUGUGGAAAAACCACAGCUGCAAGGGUCCAACUACUAGGUUGCUACAUUCUCUAUGAGGUUGCAGGAUUCUCCCAAAUCUCAGGUAUGCAGAUGCUGUACAAGACUUGUGGGUCAACAAAUGCUGCUGGGAGAGGGUUUGAGGAGAGGAGGGACACUGCAUUCUCUGUGAUGGAAAAUGGGGUGGUCAGUGGCCAUGGCUUCUACGCCACCAGCUACCAGUCUUUGUAUGUGAUGGGGCAGUGUGAGGGGGAUGUUGGUGACUCAGAUUGUGGGGAGUGUGUUAAAAAUGCUGUCCAAAGAGCUCAGGUUGAAUGUGGCAGCUCUAUUUCAGGACAAGUCUUUCUGCACAAGUGCUUCAUUAGUUAUAGCUAUUAUCCAAAUGGGGUUCCUUCCAGAUCAUCUUCAUCAUCAGCUUCAUUCUCUUCAUCUUCUUCAGGGCAAAAUCCAGGGAAAACGGCUGCUAUAAUAUUAGGAGGGGUAGCUGCGGUGGCUUUUGUGGUUAUAUGUUUGCUAUUUGCCAGAAGUUUGAAGAAGAAACGUGAUGGUAUGAGUUAUAUGAGCCAAUAA